CUGAAAUUAAAAAGAAUAUUACUGAAGAAGAAAAACAACUUAAAAAACUCAAAAGACAUGCAUCUAGUCAACAAAAAUCUCAAAUAAAAAAAUCAAAAGCACUUAAUGAUAAUUAUAACAAUGAGGUCAAACCCUUAUGGAUUAUUAUUGUAGAUGGUGAACCUGACAAGAAACCUCAUUAUUUAAAAAAUGUUAAUCAAUAUUGUAAGUUAUUUCGAUUCUUAGAUUUAGAUUACCUCAUAGUUAGAACAUAUGCACUAGAACAAUCAGUAUACAACUUUGUCAAAAAGAGUAUAAUUACACUUUCAG
Messenger RNA from Cetraspora pellucida, 309 nucleotides. The record is from the annotation of a GenBank genome assembly. NCBI's taxonomy places the organism in Eukaryota, Fungi, Glomeromycota, Glomeromycetes, Diversisporales, Gigasporaceae.